Molecule: messenger RNA, 1990 nt
Organism: Caenorhabditis angaria
Lineage: Eukaryota; Metazoa; Nematoda; Chromadorea; Rhabditida; Rhabditidae
Source: the annotation of a GenBank genome assembly
AUGACUAUUAUUCCGAAUUUGACUGAUUUUUUGGAUGAAAGAGAGAAGAAAAGUGUGGCAAAUGUUAUUUUUACUGGAGAUAAGGUACUGAAAUUAAAUUUCAAAAACAAAAAUGUCUUAUUCAGAUAACUGCAUCGGGAAUUUGUCAAUUACUUCGAGAACGAAAUGGUCAAUGGGAAUUGGAAAACAGCCCCGGUGUUGUGAUUUACUCGAAAAAUAGCACAAGAAAAGAGUAUAAAAUUGCUUUUGUUGAACCUAUUGUCAAUGCGAACCCUGUGGUCCAUUUGGAAAUUAUAAUAAGGUUAGUUUUACCCCGAAAAACAAUCGAAAAUCAGCAAAAAAAUUUAAAAAAAACGUGCGCGUCAAAUUAAAUGUGUGAGUGGUGUUUGCACCGUUUCAUGCUGAAUACAGUAAUCAUUAUUUUUUAUUUUUCACUUUCGAAACUUUGAAACCGAAAAACUCUUUGUUUUCCAGAAAUAAAAGCUUCACUGUCCAACAAACUCACAAAAAUCUUGUUAUAUUUCAUGACGAUAGUCAUCGAGUAGUUGGAUUCAAUUUCUACGACACGACAGAAGCUGAAAGGUUCUGCAAAUCUCUCGAAAUGUUGAAAAGUGAGUUUUCUAUUGAUUAUCGAUUGAAAUGCAAUAUGUUUUUAGACAAGAAGCGAGAUGCUAAGAAGAAAUUUUCAUUCCGUGGAAUGUUUUCGAGUUCUAAAAAAGAAAAAGAGCUGGAAAUUGGAAAACCGACUGAUUUCAAGCAUUUGCAACAUGUUGGAUUAGAUAUGACUGCAGAUCAGGAAGAAUUAUAUAAUCGGAUUUUGCCAGGGUUGAAAAUGAAGGAAAACGAUGACAUUGCUUUAAAAGAAUUUGUGAUAAGGAAUGAGGAUAAAUUGAGGCAAUCAAUAAUGAAAGACAAGAAAAAGACACCAAAAUCUGUCAAAAAAGGUGGAUUUUUCAAAUCGAAAUCAUCGAAGAUUGAAGAAGGUGAAGAGAAAGAAGAGGAAAAACCACCAAGUUUCAAAGCACCGAUUGAUCCACUUCAUCCAAAUUGGGAAGAAGAUGGACUUGCUGUUCCACAUGUUGAUAUUCAAAAAACUAAUAAUGUGACUAACAUUCAAAUUUCGAAUUCGACACAUUUUGAACAAAAAUCUGUGAAUCAAAGUUAUAAUAAUAAUAAUGAUCAUAUGAAAUAUGAGCGAGAAGAACAAAAAGAAGAAGAGGAAGAGAAAUUUUUAACACCAAUUGUGACAAAAGUUCGACAAGAUUCUUAUGGAAUUCGAAAUCAACCACAUACUCUUUAUCGAUUUGAAAAUGAAAAUAAAAAUCUGGUGAGUUCACGUGAACUUAUGGCGUGGAAAAAAUAAUGAUUUUAAAUAAAUUUUCAACAAAGUUUGAAUUUUCAGCAGCCCGAAGCUCCUCCAGCUUUACCAAGUCGAUCCGCUUCUCGAGUUUCUCCUUCUCUUUCGCCUCGACUUCCAUCACAUCGACAAUCUUAUCGAUGGGCAACAAAUCCAGUCGAAACUGCUCCGCCACCAAAAGAAACUAAAAUUCAGGCAACUCGCGUGGCUCCUCCACCACCGCCAUUACCAACUUCAGCUCCAAAAGUUUCACUGCCACCUGUGAAUCCGCCGCCAGUUGCACCACCUCCUCCUCCCCCAGCUCCACCAUUACCUUCCGAUGGUUUCAAGAUUCGAAAAGUUGAACCAGAACCUGAAAGUGAAGAGGAAGAAGAAGAAGAGAUGGAAGAAGCUGCAAAUACUCGAAAAACAAGUUCAAUUUCAAAUGAGCGUCGAAGUUUUUUGGAUGAAAUUCAAAAUGUGGACAAAAGUAAGAUGUUGAGAAAAGUUAGCGAAGAACGACAUUCAAUAACUACUCCAACUGGUGAAAAUACAAUGAUUGAUGCGAUUCAACAGUUUUUGGAUGCACGGAGAGUUGGAAUAAAUCCAAGUGAUUCUGAAGAUUCAGAUGAUGACGAUGAUUGGAGUGAUUGA